CAACCUGCAGACAGCGCGGUUGUAAUUAAAACCCCCAACUAGCGACACAGACGUCUUGCACGCACUUGCACCUUGCUGUCAGCACUAGCAGAGGCACAGCAGCACACAACCUGGCAAGAAGGAAAAGCAAGCACUAUAUAACCUUUGCUAAACACUCUUACUAACCAUGGAAGACCAGAACUCCGUCGACCCUAACAACAACGGCGAGUCGGAUGAGGUAAUUAUUAUAGCUAACCAUAAAACCCUUCUCAUUUUCUAGACAACGCUAGCCUGUCUUGUGACAAUAUGCUCUGACAUCUCUCGGACAACUAAUACUUUUAAUUGUUUGUUUUGUGGAUUUAGGUUCGAACUUUGUUUGUGAGUGGUUUACCGGCUAAUGUCAGAUCCAGAGAGAUAUAUCUAUUAUUCCGUGCCUAUAAGGUAAAACCUCUUCUUUAAAUUUGUAUACGAAUAACGGUGUUACCACAGGGGUCUUUGCCCAAUAAGCUUGCUUGAAGGUAGGCUGCGUUGAUCACAUCUGUUUGGCGAAUUUAACUCUCUUGAUAUUAUGAAGAAUUUUAAAAUGUAUUUAUACAUCGAUUAUCUAUAUUUUGUAACCAUUAACUGUUUCAAUAUAAGCGUAUAUAAAUGUAUAAAGCACGGAUGAAAGCCGUAGGAACUGAGGUAUUGUAUUUCACAACCAAUAUAUCUGUUUUUAAAAACGAAUUGGGAGUAGUUAUUUCAAUUUUCAUUAUGUGUUGUCAUGCUUUCUAAUAUGAUUGUUCUGUAAAGCAUCGUGUAAGUCGUUAAGCAUGUUAAACUAUACUCGGUUUUUAACCCCUAACCCGUCAUAUAAUACCUAUAAUCGCUGAAAAACCGUUACGGCGUUAGGGCUGUCCUGGGCGAAUGUAUCAGGUUACCAAGGUUUUCGGUGCGUUCAGAAUAAUUUCGAAUGGCCGACAAUAAUUAGCCUAACAUGUUUAUAGCCGUCUGAGCAGAACAUAAUAUCAAAUUCCUUUCUUUAUAAGCUUUCUGUGCGAUUUACAUAAUCUUUGUUUCGUUUCCUGAAUGUUGCGACGAGAGGCCGCGAGAAGUACUCGAAUUUCGCCAUGUGACUUGGUAAGGAUGAAAUUUCACCGGUAUUGGGAAAGGAUGUCAUUUCCUAGGGCAACUCCCGUAAAAUUAACGACGUUCUGUUGGGAAUGAGUAAUUGUCAAGCGACAAUAAAGGUCGUGUGCAUUGCAAGUGUUAAACACAAGCUGUUUCUCGAACGAAUAAAUUAAAAAACCAUUAUGUUCUUAAACAAUCCUUAAGAUACCGAAACUGGUCUCGUGUAAAUCAGAAACGUGUUUUUGGAAACUUUUAUUUGCAAACUUAAGUUCUAAGUUCCGUUUUAUAUUAAAACAUUCUGGAACUCGUCGACAAAUGUUUGAUUUGGCCCGCGUAACCGUGGAAACAUGAAGAAUUCAUGCAUGAUUCAGCUUGUUAAAUUGAAAAGAUCGCAACACGACUCCGCCAUUGCGAAGACAAAUAAAUACCAAAUAUCAUCAAUCUUAACAACAGGGCUAAAAAUGAAUUUAGUUUGGGAGUGAAUCGUUUAGUUUUUAAAUAGGGAUUACGUGGUAUUAUUGACUUUUCAGAGCGGUUUUCCAUAACAAUUCUCGCUAGGCAACGUUGCCGAAUGGAACUAGGUUAUUAGCAUGCAAAGUACUUGUUUGGUUUAAUACUGGUAAUAAAUCUUUAAUUAAGUGUUGCACUUGUCAAUAGACGAAGUUAAGGAGUCUAAAAGCCCUUUCGGACAAACAAGAACGCGUCUUUCGGAAACGUUUUGCGUACUUUGGACGUAUGCGGUUAAAAAAUGUUCUUUCGGUUAGCAGGUUGUGGUGUUUAAAAAUACAGGUAGUCUCUUCGUUUGUGGUAAAUUUUCGAAUGUAGUCGUGGUUAGUUAAAAGCGUAGGUAGAGCAGUCUUUUAAUACGAGUGUUUUUUAGUGGAUAACUACUGUCUAAUUGUACAAAGCAUCAAAGAAAUUAUCGACCUGCAUUUUACCGGACAAUAUUUAUUUAAGAUUAUUAAUAUUAAACAUUUAUAUUAUAAGACAAAAUGAUCUACCUUAAAUUCUUAGUGAUUAUUGUGUUAUCAUAGCUAUCAAUAGCAAUGAAUUUUGAGGAAAUAAAAACGUAACCAAUCUAAGUUCUGUCAAAACUCUAUAAAACUGUUCUCCCUCAAAGCCUGAAAGAUCGCCACUGUGCCACGUUGGAAAACUCAUGCUGAGACUCAAAAAGGAAUAUUUCUCAAUUAACACAGACUGUCGCGAAUAAUACAUGUAGUUAGCAACAAAAAUAACUCCUAAACAAUAUGCUAAGGACUGUUUAAGCUUUCGUUGGCAGGGAAUAGGGAUUCAACUACAUGAAAAUAUAUAAGGAGAAUUUCGACGUUUCGAGCGAAGGCCUUCGUCUGGAGUUACUCAGAAACAUUAGGGAGUUUUUAAGCUUCACGUUUCCUGGAACGGCAAACGGCAGGUUCGAACUUCCUUGGCAAAAUUUUCGUUGAACGUUUUCGUUUCAUAUUUUCUUUCUUGUGUCGAAGGAAUAAUCAUGCAUUGCAGUUUUAAAACGGCAAGUUUAUUUACUCUUUAUUGCCUGAUACCGUAAAAUUUUUCUUUGCCUGGCGUUUGCCGUUUGACGUACAUAAACGAUAAGCUCUCUAUUAACUCCAAACGAAGGGCCUUCGCUCGAAACGUCGCAAUUCUCCUUAUAUAUUUUCAGGUAUUUGCAACUCUAGCAACGAAAGCUUGUUCAUUUUAUUGCCACUACCUACACUGGCAAAAACAGUUAAUGGUUGUUUUAUAACUUUGAAUAACAGAACAACAAGCAUUUAUCAUUUAAAUAUGUUUGAGGCGAAACCAGAACUAUUCUUAAAAUCUCAAAAAUAUAAACCAGAGAGCCUCCGAGAUACUUGAUAAGUAUAAAUUAUCUCACGUAACUAAGUUUCCAUUGUUGUUUCCUAGGGUUAUGAAGGAUUUCAACUCAAACUAACAGAUAAACAGGGCAAGCCAUCGGUAAGCUAGACGUUUUAGUAUCCAGGAGUUUCACUAUAUGACUUAGCUUUGAAAACUGAUUUUGAACUAUUAUUAAAAGGUUUUGUAAUACUGAAUAUUUCUUCUUCAGCCUGUCGCGUUUGUUACAUUUCUGGAAAGAGAAGAUGCAGAAGACUGUAAAAACGACCUUCAGGUAAGCGGAGAUUUCUGGGGGGGGGACUAUGAAAGCUUGAAAGGCAAGCGUUUUGAAGGAUUUGUAACAGAAAUGUUUCAGUUGAAGGAACUAACAACUCAGUGUUCAGUCAGUUCCUUCAAACAUUUCUUGCAAAUCUUUCGAAACUUAGAAUUUACCUAGGCAAAAUUGCUAUACUGUGUUCACAGAAACUUUGACAGUGUUCUCUUGUUUUAGGGUGUACGUUUUGACCCUGAAGUGAGCCAAGCAUUAAGGAUCGACUUUGCAAGAACCAACACAAAAGUUAGCAAAAUGGCGUACAGGAAUGGCGGUGCGAAAAUUACUUCACCGACCGACGGUCUAACACCACGUAAGAAAUAUCUUCAGUGAACAAUGCAUUCAUGUGUAAAUGUGUAUUGGUAAACUGAAAUUUAAAUAUUUGCUCUCGUUUCUUCUGUUAUAGUGGAUCUUACAGGUCUUAGCUUUUUUGCAUCAGAACCUAUAUGGCACCAUGCUAG
This is a messenger RNA of Paramuricea clavata, 3708 nucleotides long. The record is from the annotation of a GenBank genome assembly. NCBI's taxonomy places the organism in Eukaryota, Metazoa, Cnidaria, Anthozoa, Malacalcyonacea, Plexauridae.